AUGCAUACUUCCAUCUUACUGUCGGCGACUGUGCUGAUAGUCAGCAAUGUUGGCACCCUUGCCAGCCCACUCGACCGUGAGGCGGGGACAAUCGAUCCGGCAUUGCUCAGUAUACAACCGGGCUCUGACCAGCAGUCGAGUUCUAGCCAACAGACCGGGGUGCAGGCUGGCAAUUCCGACUAUAUACGCAAAGCCGAAGAUAACGGCAGGAAUCAAGCGAAUGCAUGGCUCUUUGCGCAGAGCAUCGAUGAACUGGAAGUAAUGCUCGACAAGUAUAUGAAGCAUCACGAUGGCAGGAUGCAGAAGUGGCAGCGCACCGUAAGCUCAAGGCGGGUCAAAGACGAGUGGACUUGUACGGACACCACUCGAUCACCAGGUAAUUUCAACGGCUUCGAGGAGUCUUUGUCGCAUCUUCGAAUCGAUCCGCCCGCAGGCCUGACCCUUAGACCUCUUGACAUUCCUCAGCCUUCGACCUCGAUGUACCCAGACGGCCCGUGGGUCAGGAUGAAGGCUGUCCAGAAUAAGCCGUACAAAGCAUUCAGGGAUGCACACUGGGAGCCAGAUGUGGUCCGGACAAGGCUUAACUCGGUUACCACGAGAACUCCGUUUGAGGCCACGGAAAUGGCUUAUGAGAAUGCGUACAAUAUCGUGGACGGUAUCUUGAUCCUCCAGUCGGUACGAAAGCCACAGCAUGGGAUCGACAGGACAGACCUACAACUUCCUCAACCUCACACCUGGGGCGAAUUAUCCAUGCACAUCUGGAAGGAGUUGCGGAAAGGGGUUGACGCCCAGGGCGCUUACGGGACGUUCUGCAAGAUUGAAGUCGGGGAUCAAGGCCAACCCAAACACAACCCCCUGGCAAAGUUCCGGCCGUACGGCGAUGAGUCGCAAAUACUACGAAUCGAGCACAAGUCAACAAUGUUUCACUACCCCCAUCAUCUGAACUACAUCAUUGUCCCGGAUGUCAGUCCAACUACCCAGAUCAACAAAGCCCUCCACCUGAUUAUCAAAGACUGCCUCCUGUCUCGGGACGUCAGACAGAUUCCAACCAUGGAGAACAGGGAAUCCUUUGGGGUCGGACAUUGGUGCUUCUAUGCCCUCCUUGGCGCCGGCAACGAACGUAUAGCCCUGAUGCUGGCACAGCAUCGAGACCCGUCAGCCCUCUAUUUGGGCCACAAGUUCAUUCAGUCGAUCUCUAUCUUCAAGCCCGCCGAGAAACAGUUCCCCAGCCUGCUCUUCUCCAUCGCGGACUGGAGUGACGCGGCGACCGUGGCGAAGGACUUGACUGAGACGGUUUGGCGCUCAGCUGUGGCCAGUGGAGGAAAGUAUAAGCCUGUGAGCAAGGAAUGCGACUCAGCUCUCCACUUGUAG
Molecule: messenger RNA, 1371 nt
Organism: Fulvia fulva
Lineage: Eukaryota; Fungi; Ascomycota; Dothideomycetes; Mycosphaerellales; Mycosphaerellaceae
Exons: 4
Coding region: 1-1371 (456 amino acids)
Source: RefSeq, a predicted model, not a curated record